Messenger RNA from Phytophthora nicotianae INRA-310, 711 nucleotides. RefSeq lists its product as hypothetical. The record is from RefSeq and is a predicted model, not a curated record. Gene Ontology annotation, biological process: endocytosis. Lineage: Eukaryota; Oomycota; Peronosporomycetes; Peronosporales; Peronosporaceae. The coding region runs from base 1 to 711 and encodes 236 amino acids. Gene Ontology annotation, molecular function: phospholipid binding; clathrin binding. Gene Ontology annotation, cellular component: clathrin vesicle coat; endosome; plasma membrane. The transcript has a single exon.
AUGGAGCGGUUGCGAGCUGCGUUUGACGAAGUCGUGGAGAUCGUCAAGUCUGCGCUAGAAGGUGAGCCCAAGACGCCUGCAGAGAUUCUACUGGACGAACAUCUUCCCGUCGAAGAGAACGUUCUAUCCUCUUUGGUGACGAAGAAUCAGCAAACGACGGGUAUUCCGACCUCCGUUAUGAACGAACUGGCGUCACGCACACACAACGUCGUAGAUUGUCCCUGCAUUCAAGCUCGGAUCUGGGAGAUCCUCAUUGAUCACCAAGAGAACCCAAUUUUACUGAAAAAGGCGCUAAAUCUGCUGCAAUAUUUACUGAUUAACGGUUCUCAAGAAGUUCUCAAGGACACUCGAUCGCCUGCCCGAGCUUCAUUCCUGUUAGAGCUGGCAACAGAAUACAACAAGUACGAGUUCGAACAGUACGAGUUCAGCCAGAACCUAGACAUUGGUGCAGGUGUACGCAAGACAGCGACGGAGAUCAAUACGCUGCUUGAAGAUGACGACGCUCUGCUUGAAGCACGUCAAAAAGCAGGAAAACUGCACCAAAACCUGUCGUCACGAGGCCUACGCAGUGCAUACCCGACAUCAAGAGCAAACGAUAAUCCAUCGCGGCCUCCUACGUACACUGACACGUAUUCGUACGGCUCAAGACUUGACGAUAUUGCGUCGAGAUUCGUGACGCACCCAUCCGAUUCAGAGGACGAGAAGAGCUAG